This is a messenger RNA of Paramuricea clavata, 3372 nucleotides long. NCBI's taxonomy places the organism in Eukaryota, Metazoa, Cnidaria, Anthozoa, Malacalcyonacea, Plexauridae. The record is from the annotation of a GenBank genome assembly.
GCUUGAAAAGUUUUCACAAACCAGAUAAAGACCUCCAAUUCUUGUAUAACAGUCUAUUUUUCCUUUCUAGGCGAAUGAGGAAGGAGGAUUGGAUCGUCAAAUGGGCAAUAAAACAGAUUGUGCGUUGCUGGGUUUUGUUGGCACGUUACAGGAUCACUAUAACUACUAUCGAGGAAAAAUGCCUGAAGAAAGUUUCGUGAAAGUGUUCACAUUUAACUCGUCCAGAAAAUCCAUGUCAACUGUGGUUCCACUAACCGACGAGAAGGAUCAAUUGAUUGGCUAUAGAUUGCAUUGCAAGGGUGCCUCUGAGAUAGUGUUGUCGAAAUGCACGUCUAUCAUUGGUUCAGAUGGCUCGAUGACGUCACUAAGUAGUGAAGAACGUCGUACUAUUGUGAAGACAGUGGUUGAACCAAUGGCUGAUAAUGGACUGAGAACGAUAUGUAUGGCAUAUAAAGAUUUUGCCAAGGAUACAACACAAGACUGGGAGGAUGAGUUAGCUGUCGUGUCAGAAUUGACAUGUCUUGGUAUUGUUGGCAUUGAAGAUCCAGUUAGACCAGAGGUAAGGAAACCCUCAAUUCCUUUUCAUUGAAAAACAAGAGCUGCGGCGAUGUUUAAAUCUUGUACGAAUUAUGUUUCAUUCAUUUCGCCAAAAUAAUACCUGGUCGUGGAUUUGCAGUUUCCGCACCCUACCUAGCUUUUGGCACAGAAAUCACAGAUCCGGAUCUUUUUGAAGUUUUCGAGGAGCUUGAUGCAAUGUUCAUACCCAGUCCUUGGCGUUAGUUCUGUUCUGGCUAUAUGCACAUAUAUCAUUUAACGAAUGUCUGUGCCUGUGUUUUCAUUUAUAAAAAGAAUUAAUAAAAAAGUUGAGCUAUACCCCACCUAUUAGGUUUUUAGUAUACAGUAUAGGUAAUAGCAUGGUUUCGAGCGCAAUUUGGCUAUAACAUGCACGAGUGAGUUUUUCAAAGACCUCGAAAUAGCACGAGUCCGAAGGACGAGUGCUAUUUGAGGUCUUUGAAAAACUCACCCGUGCAUGUUUACCCAAAUUUCGCGAGAAACCAUGCUAUUACUUAUUAAAAUUUACAUAAAAAUGUUCGAGACAAUAGUGUAGUUUUAACUUACGUUCAUAGCGAACAUUCCACUUUGCAAAGUUUUCCUGGCUUUGUUAUAUCACAUUAUACAACGCCAACAGCUUGAAAAUUCCACUCAACUAUGUAAUUUUUGUUAGUCUUGUUUAAGGUAAAGGCUUUUCCAUUUAAAAAUAAAGAUAAAAGCCAUAUUUUCCACGCGAAGUCAACUUUUACUUUAUGUAGCUCGGCGCCAUGUUUGUUUUGUUUUGAAGCAAUCUGUGACCGUUACUUAUUUAAACCAUGUUUAAACUAAACUGCUUUAAACUGAUUGGUUGAUUUUAUCAUCACAAUGUUUUUCCACCAAUCAAAUCAGUUUGUUAUAGAUUUUUGCACUGUGAUUACAGAAAAUUGCACUGUGAUUACAAAAAAUUGCACUGCUGUUUGGGAUUAAGUGCACUGAAAUCAACCAAUCACAGUCGAGUAAUAUUUUUAUGUAUAUUAUUACAACAAGAAAUAGGAAACCCAGGUAUUAACCGAGAUAUUUAUGUAUCAUGUCAAUCCUAGGUACCAGAUGCAAUCCAAAGUGUGCAACGUGCUGGUGUUACUGUGCGUAUGGUUACUGGUGAUAACGUCGCCACGGCUCGCUCCAUUGCAAUAAAAUGCGGAAUUUUGAAUAACAACGAGGAAUUCUUAGUCUUAGAGGGAAAACAGUUUAAUAAGAAGAUACGUGAUAAAGACACAGGAAAGGUGAGCAAUGAUAGAGAGAAUAAUAUUAACAUUACAGUAGAUGGCAAAGUCGUGAUAGUGUUAUCAAUUAUAUAAGGUAUGUACCCAUAAGAUUCAUUACUAUCCCCAAAAUUAGUUCUGCUAUGGGUUAGGCUUUGGAUAAGAUUAGGAAUUAACCUUUCUCACUCCGCCAUUUUUGGGAUACUGCCUUUUCCAAAUCUGAGAUUGUACGCAGUGAAUAAGGGAUUUGUAAACUAUAAUUGUGAGUAUAAUCAUUAUAAGUUAAUUUACAGUUGAAUAUUCGAAAAAAUGUUUUCACAUCUCGUAGAUUUUUCAGAUCGUUUCAAAAAUUUACCCAAAAAUGGCGAAUUUGGCCUUCGUGAGAAAGGCUAAUUGUAUGUAAAUUGAUAUGGAAAGGCCGAUUCACACUACACAACGUUUGCCUAAAACUACUGUAUCGCAUGCAACCUGCUUCCAACUCGAGUUGUACUACAUAAAUGAACCACACAACUCGUCUACGUUGUCAUAAGUGAGUUGUGUGCUUGAUUUACACAGUAUGCAACUUUGAAUAAAUCGACCUUAAGCAAAUGAACUGGAUAUAUCGUCUCUCCGUCUAAAGCAGUUUUCAUACGCCCCUGGUCUGUGGUCAUAUCUCAUUGGUCUAAGUUGAGGGGUUGAAAUUUUAAUAUCUUUUUAGUCGCCCAAGUGGUUGGCAGUGAAUAAGGUCUGGUCACCAAAUAUAGUCAAUGUGUUAUGAAUUAUUCCAUCUGUAUAUAGAUUUAGCAUAAUUACAUAGGUGAUUAUUGAAAAUGCUCCACGCUGGUUGCCGUUGAGGUGAUUAUUACGCGAUAAUCACCUAAGCGAUUUUCAAAAUGGCGGCCGAAGCAUUUUUGUCAAUUAAAUGACAAAGAAAUGUGUAUUUUCUUAUUUUUUUCCAAAUAAUCACCUAUGAAAUUAUACUAAAACAAUUAUUCACCUCGGGCUCGGUGAUUAUCGUGAAUAAAAACUUCGACUUCGUCUCGGUUUUUAUUCACCGAUAAUCACCUCGCCUUCGGCGAAUAAUUGUUAAAUAACAUAAAAAAAUGUUGUUUAAUAUGCUGGAAAUUAUAUAACCAAAAGCAGAAUGAAAUACUUGAGAUACUGAUAUGUUUUAAACAUUUUUCAGUCGCCGCGACGGCUGCUUUUGGUAAAUGUCUGGUCGCUAGAUGAAAAAGUUGAUCGCAUUUGGCGUACGGCAUUUCAACCCCUGCCUAAGUUAUGUUCUCAUUUGAUAUCACAAACAUUCUGUGUGAUAAUUCACUAUCAGGCAUGCAAUAUGAUAUGCAAAAACAUAUAUGGUAUUACCGUAUUUCAUGUAAGGAUCACUUGCUAUAUGAUUGCUAGGUAAAUCAAGCUAAACUAGAUGAAAUCUGGCCCAAGCUGAGAGUCUUAGCUCGCUCAUCACCAGAAGAUAAAUAUAUAUUAGUGAAAGGAAUCAUUGACAGCAAGCUGAGCAAGAAUCGUGAGAUUGUUGCAGUCACUGGGGAUGGAACGAAUGAUGCUCCUGCGUUGAAAAUGGCUGAUGUGGGAUUUGCUAUGG